Prunus armeniaca (apricot) is the source of this 2442-nucleotide messenger RNA. The record is from the annotation of a GenBank genome assembly. NCBI's taxonomy places the organism in Eukaryota, Viridiplantae, Streptophyta, Magnoliopsida, Rosales, Rosaceae.
AUGGAAGAUGUAUGGUAUUUGGACAGUGGUUGUAGUAACCAUAUGACUGGCAAAGAAGAUGUCUUGACUGAUAUUGAUAGGAGUAUAAUUGCAAAAGUUGCAAUGGGGACAGGACAGUUGGUAGACGUUAUUGGAAAAGGAAGCUUGAUGGUUGAAACUAAGAUGGGAAAAAUAUAUAUUAAGGAGGUGCUGCUUGUAUAUGGUCUCAAGGAAAACUUACUGAGUGUUGGACAGAUGAUGGAGCAUGGAAAUUUCCUGAUUUUUGGGGAUAACAAGACAGAAAUUUAUGAUGAUUGCUCACUCUCUAAUCUGGUGGCUAGGAUGCAAAUGAAAGGAAAUAGAAGUUUUCCUUUGAAACUUCAAACAGAUUUACAUUUUGCAUUAAAAGCAAAUGAAGUCUUUUCCAAAAGAGGCAACAAGCAGGGUCACAACUCCACUGGAAUUGAUGACUGUACUCGAAUGUGCUGGAUGUAUUUCUUGAGAUACAAAUAUGAGGUAUUCAAUGUGUUUAAGAAGGUUAUGGCUGCUGUUGAAUUGCAAAGUGGAUAUAAGCUUAAUAAAUUGAGAAGUGACAGAGGAGGAAAGUAUACCUCCAAUGAAUUUAACAGAUUCUGUGAUGAAAUGGGGAUGGAAAGGCAACUUACAGUGGCAUAUUCACCACAGCAGAAUGGUGUGGCUGAGAGAAAGAACAGGACCAUAGUGGAGAUGGCUAAGUGCAUGAUGUUUGACAAGAGUAUGCCACUUGAGUUUUGGGCAGAAGCUGUCAAUACUGCAGUGUACAUUCUAAAUAGAUGUCCAACUGAAGCCUUGGAAAAGAAAACGCCAUUUGAAGCCUGUAGUGGAAAAAAAUCAGGAAUUAAACACUUAAGAGUGUUUGGUACUCUGUGCUAUGCACAUGUCCCAAACCAACAGAGGCAGAAACUGGACUUGGCAAGCAAAAGGUGUGUGUUUCUAGGAUAUGGCAGUUGUGAGAAGGGGUAUAGACUGUACAAUCUUGUCACUGGAAAGGUGAUUAUCUCAAGAGAUGUGGUAUUCAAUGAAGAUGCUAGUUGGGAUUGGAAUGCACAGCAAGAAUGCAGUGUUUCAGUUCCACUCACUGAAAUGAUGUCUAAAAAGGAGGAAGAAAUCAAUGACACAACUGUGAUGCAAGCUGAAAGCUUAGUUGCAAAUGAUGUAUUAUUAGAAGACAAUAAAAAAGAAUCUGCAGGAAUUGACACAGGUGCACAUGAUAUUGAUCACACUCCAUUGAAAUACAAAAGUCUUACAGAGGUAUAUGAGAGAUGCAAUAUAUGUAUUAUUGAACUAGAAACUUUUGAAGAAGCUAUCAAAGAUGCAUCAUGGCAAAAGACCAUGGAAACUGAACUUGAGAUGAUUGAGAAGAAUGAUACUUGGGAAUUGGUAAAAAGGCCGUCUGAUAAGCCUAUAGUUGGAGUCAAAUGGAUCUAUAAAGUCAAGCUAAAUCUUGAUGGGUCAGUUCAAAAAAACAAAGCAAGGCUAGUAGCUAAAGGCUACACUCAAAAGCCUGGAAUAGACUUCAACGAGACAUUUGCACCAGUUGCUCGACUUGAUACAGUAAGAACAUUAAUUGCUUUAGUUGCACAGAAAAGGUGGAAGCUAUUCCAGUUAGAUGUGAAGUUGGCAUUCUUAAAUGGAGUGCUACAUGAGGGAGUGUAUGUGGACCAACCUCCAGGAUUUGUGAUUAAAAACAAGGAUGAUAGAUUUUAUAGACUUAAGAAGGCCUUGUAUAGUCUUAAACAAGCUCCAAGAGCUUGGUAUGAAGAAAUCAACUCAUAUUUCACAGCAGUAGGAUUUCAGAGAAGUCCUAGUGAGGCUGCAUUAUAUGUGAAAACUGCAAAAAGUGGAAUUCUCAUAGUUUCACUAUAUGUAGAUGAUAUUAUCUACACAGGAAGUUCAGAAGAGUUGGUAAUGAGUUUUAAAAUUGAAAUGAUGAAGAAAUAUGAAAUGACUGAUCUCGGAUUACUGCACCAUUUUUUGGGUUUAGGUGUGAUACAAACUGAGUCCUCCAUCUUCUUGCAUAAGAACAAAAUACGCAAGAGCACUACUGGACAAGCUGAUGACAGGGUGCACAGACAGAUAGUUGGAAGCUUAUUAUAUCUGACAGCAACAAGGCCAGAUAUCAUGUUCACUGCAAGUCUCUUAGCUAGAUAUAUGCAUGGACCUACAAGGAAGCAUAUGGGGACUGUCAAGAGAGUACUUAGAUACAUUCAAGGCACUCUUGACUAUGGCAUAGCAUAUGAGAAGGGAAAAGAAGUAAUGCUUGUUGGAUAUUGUGAUACUGAUUGGUCAGGAUGUGAAGAUGAUAUGAGAAGUACUUCUGGCUAUGCUUUUCAUCUUGGAUCAGGUGUUUUCUCUUGGGCAUCAGUCAAGCAAAGCAGUGUAGCUCUAUCCACUGUAGAGGCAGAAUAUCUUAGUGCAGCAUAA